UUUAAAGGUCAAUACACAGCGUGCAUGGCGGCCAUACGGGUUGCCUGUUGGCUAUUAACGGACGAACGUUAGAUUUAAUAGGAAAACCUUUUCACCCUUUAAAUACACUGAGAAAGCUUUCAAUAAGUAACCAAUGAUUCUAUAUGAACUUCGAACACGUAUUCAUAGCCUUAGAAACUCUUGUCGUAACAGAAGGACAGUUUUCGCUCCAGUAACGUAUUCAACUUAAAUAUAGCUGUAACCGAACGUAAAUGAUGGCCUGUUUUGAGGCUGUUUUCUUAGUUAUCAUACUCGGGACUGCUCAUAGUGACCGUUUAUUGGAUUCCGAAGGAAGCAAAAUCGCCAAGAUUGUAUCAGAUGAUUUGAAAUUGGGUGAAUUUGAACUUGGGGAAUCUGAACACCACAUGGCACCCAUCGCAAAAUUCCUUAUUUCUACUGAUUCUACUACAGGAGUCGGAAACCCACGUGUCCCUCCUCCUCCUGGCGGCGGAAGCCAAUCAACAAGCUCGACUACCUCCACUUCUACGACAUCUACACCGUCGUCUACGUUUACUUCUACAACUCCGACCUCUACCUCAUCGAUCUCAUCCUCACCCUCCUCUUGGACAUCCACGUGGGUAACACCAAGCAGUUAUCCAACAACUUACGACGACGACAAAGACGACGACAAGCCGGAUUCCUCCUCGAACACAAUGCUUCUUUUGCUCAUCAUGAAGAGUAACACAGUGGCCAGCAGCGAGAAAGACUACGGGAAGAAAUAGGAUGUGGUUCCUCCAGUAAAGUAGUGCUAAGUUGCCAGACAAGCGUUUUUAGAAAAUCUACAUUAACGACAAACAAAUUUUCACAUUUUAUAUAGCAUUACACAAAAACUGAAAAUUAUAGGAAAAUCCGUCUGAAAACAGGAAACAAUCUAUAUAAAUACAUAGGAUAUGAAAAUCCUCCGUGAUUACUAUUUCAUACCAAAAUCUGAUAUGUCUCGGGAAAAUAUAAAUAAACACUAAUAAACUGUUGAUGAUCCAACGUA
Pecten maximus is the source of this 1024-nucleotide messenger RNA. RefSeq names its product cell wall integrity and stress response component 3-like. The transcript has 2 exons. NCBI's taxonomy places the organism in Eukaryota, Metazoa, Mollusca, Bivalvia, Pectinida, Pectinidae. The coding region runs from base 252 to 761 and encodes 169 amino acids. The record is from RefSeq and is a predicted model, not a curated record.